AUGUCCAAGUCUGAGGUCCAGAUCACUGACACCCAGCAUGUUGAGCAAGUUGAUUCCAUGGUGGCAGAGGAGAGAGCACUCGUAGAGAAGAGACUUGUCCGGAAGAUUGACAUGCGCCUGAUGCCCAUGCUAUGGCUUCUCAUGGUCUUCAGCUACCUUGAUCGCUCUAAUCUUGGCGCUGCCAACGUCGCCGGCAUGAACAAAACUCUGAACCUGAGUGACCAAGAUUACUAUCACGCAAUUGUCACGUUCCAGGUCGCAUAUGUCAUAUCCGGGACUCCAUCAAAUAUGAUUCUCGUUCGCUUGCGGCCAUCUCUGUACAUACCCGCCAUCAUGUUUCUAUGGGGCACAUGUGCCACGUUUCUUGGUGCCGUGCAGUCCAGAGAACAGCUGUGGGCGGUCCGAUUCCUUCUUGGAGUUACCGAGGCCGGCUUUGCGCCUGGAGUUAUGUUUAUGUUUAGUUGCUGGUACAAAAGGGAAGAGCAGGCCAAGAGAUUCAUCAUCUUCUUGAGUGCUUCGAUUCUCUCCGGUGCCUUUGGCGGUGUUCUCGCAGGCGCCAUCAGUGGUCACCUAGACGGGGCGAGAGGAAUCGAAGGAUGGCGCUGGCUUUUCAUCAUUGAAGGCGUCCUCACUGUUGCCAUGGCUCUCUUCGCACCUUUCAGCCUCCUUGACUAUCCCGCCACGUCGAAAGGGCUGACAGCAGAAGAGAGAGUUGUUGCCGUGGAAAGACUUACGACAGAGGACAUCACGGCGGCUACUGACAGCCAUGAAAACGGCUUAUCCCACGGCCGCGCCUUUGUCUCCGCGGUAACCAACUGGAGACUGUACUUUCUUGCAUUGCCGUACAUGCAGCUCGUGGGUUCCUCAGCCCUCGCUUACUUCUAUCCCUCAUUGAUCCAGGGUCUCGGAUACACAUCCGUCAAAGCACAAUAUAUGACAGCGCCGCUCUGCAUAGUCGCGCUCACUAUCGCAAUUCCGACAUCGGUGGCUGCUGACAUGUUUCCCUUGCAACGUGGAUUCUUUGUGUUCGCCAUCAUGUUGCUGGGCGCCAUCUUUUGUGCCCUCGCCACGGGCAUCCGCGCUUACGUACCCCGCUAUGUCUUCUUGUGCUUCAUCAACUCAGCUAUCUGGACAGGCAGUCCGAUUGCCCUCUCCUACGCCGCAAGUAACCUCGGACCAGUAGAUCCCGAGACGAGAGCCAUCAGUCUUGGGAUCAUCAAUGGACUCUCCCAAUUGGCGCAGAUUUAUGGCUCGGGGCUCUUCCCACGGUCUGAAGCUCCCGAGUAUCUGACUGGAUUCACCACGUAUACCUUGCUAUUUGCUACUGGAUCAGUUAUUGCCCUUAGUGGGAGCUUCUUGCUCAGGAAGUACCCGUAUAAAGCCGACUUCUAA
Fusarium fujikuroi IMI 58289 is the source of this 1392-nucleotide messenger RNA. Its product is annotated as related to allantoate permease. The transcript has 6 exons. Gene Ontology annotation, biological process: transmembrane transport. Gene Ontology annotation, molecular function: transmembrane transporter activity. The record is from RefSeq and is a predicted model, not a curated record. Gene Ontology annotation, cellular component: membrane. Lineage: Eukaryota; Fungi; Ascomycota; Sordariomycetes; Hypocreales; Nectriaceae. Bases 1 to 1392 code for a protein of 463 amino acids.